Messenger RNA from Phymastichus coffea, 3867 nucleotides. Its product is annotated as probable phosphorylase b kinase regulatory subunit alpha. Gene Ontology annotation, cellular component: phosphorylase kinase complex. Gene Ontology annotation, biological process: glycogen metabolic process. The record is from RefSeq and is a predicted model, not a curated record. Gene Ontology annotation, molecular function: calmodulin binding. The coding region runs from base 226 to 3867 and encodes 1213 amino acids. Lineage: Eukaryota; Metazoa; Arthropoda; Insecta; Hymenoptera; Eulophidae. The transcript is spliced from 15 exons.
CUAUGCAUUCUGGCAGUUUAAUUAAUAUUUAUAUUUAUUGUUGUGUGUAAUUUUCAAAGAAUUUUUUGUAAUAUUCGACUUGUUGUGUGACUUGUGAAUACUUAAAAAUUCAAUUUAAUGAUGAAAAGAUCAUCUGUGACAUAUUUCUUUACAUGACAUGAAGAAUAUUCAAAUUUCUGAGUAAUAUUUUGAUUACUGUGAGCAAAUUAAAAAGGAAACAGCAAAAUGAGGACCAGAAGUAAUUCAGGGGUUCGAUUGGAUUACUACCAGCGAAUAGUUCACAAAAUUAUUAUGGACCGACAAAAUCCUGUAACUGGUCUUUUCCCUGCAAGCCACGACAAUAAUCAUGCUUGGAUUAGAGACAAUGUUUAUACAAUAUUGGCUGUUUGGGGUUUAUCAAUGGCUUAUAAAAAGACUGCUGAUGCCGAUGAAGAUAGAGCAAAAACCUAUGAAUUGGAGCAGAGCUGCGUUAAGCUCAUGAGAGGGCUUUUGAUGGCAAUGAUGCAGCAAAAGGAAAAAGUAGAAAAGUUUAAGUCCACACAAAAUCCUUCUGAUGCAUUGCAUGCAAAAUACAGUUCAGUCACUGGUCAAACUGUCGUGGGAGAUAAUGAAUGGGGACACUUACAGAUGGAUUCUAUUUCACUGUAUUUAUUAAUUUUGGCACAAAUGACUGCAUCAGGUCUUCAAAUAGUAUUCAAUUUGGAUGAAGUUGCUUUCAUACAAAAUUUAGUGUUUUAUAUUGAAUCGGCAUAUUGUACACCAGAUUAUGGUAUCUGGGAAAGAGGUGAUAAAACAAAUCAUGGUUUGCCAGAGUUAAAUGCAAGUAGCAUAGGUAUGGCUAAAGCAGCUAUGGAAGCCAUGAAUGAAUUAGAUCUUUUUGGGGCCAGAGGUGGCCCAACCUCUGUCAUUCAUGUUUUAGCUGAUGAAGCUCAAAAAUGCCAAGCUGUCUUACAGUCAAUGCUACCUAGAGAGUCUAACUCUAAAGAACUUGACAGUGGCCUUUUAUCUAUUAUUAGUUUUCCUGCUUUUGCUGUAGAUGAGCCUAAUUUAAUUCAGCUUACAAGGGAAGCUAUCACAAAGAAAUUACAAGGGAAGUAUGGCUGCAAAAGAUUUCUAAGGGAUGGUUACAGAACACCAAAGGAAGACCCAAACAGGUUGUACUAUGAACCAUGGGAAUUGAGAAUGUUUGAAAAUAUUGAAUGUGAAUGGCCACUUUUUUUCUGCUAUCUUAUUUUGGACUAUUGCUUCCAAGGCAAUAAAGAGGCGAUUACCCGCUAUGCCAAUAUGCUUGAAAAUAUUAUACUGAAAACCAAGGAUGGCAUAAGAUUAGUACCAGAACUCUAUUCUGUUUUGCCUGAAAAUGUUGCAGCUGAAUAUGCAGAGCCAGGCAGUCAGGCAAGGCAAGCUUUGGGUAGAACCCCUUUCAUGUGGGCACAAUCCCUUUAUAUUUUAGGGAAAUUACUUCAAGAGGGUUUCUUAGCUGUGGGUGAAUUGGAUCCGCUAAAUCGACGUUUGUGUAGCGAGAAGAAGCCAGAUGUUGUAGUUCAAGUGGUCAUUCUGGCCGAAAACAACGAAAUUAGAGAAAAAAUUGCACAACAUGACAUUCACGUGCAAACGAUAGCGGAAGUGGCGCCCAUAGAAGUACAGCCAGCUAAAGUUUUAAGUCACUUGUACACGUACUUAGGUCGAAAUAAAAAAUUAGGUCUAUCUGGUCGUAAGUCUCGAGACGUCGGUAUUUUAAGUACUAGCAAGUUAUAUUCAUUGCACGACAGGAUAUUUGCGUUUACACCACAGAACAUUGACGUCGAGGACUACUAUACGUCGAAUGACGCGGCUUUCCUGGCUGAUACAUUUACGACCAACUUGGCAUUCCUCACGAUCAACUGGAAACAAAUGCUCGGCAGACCGACCGUAACGCUAGUCGCUACUCGUGGCUACUUAGAUCAGGGCAAGAUCCCACUGGCUAUGAUAACGACGAUGAAGAAAUUGAAGAGUGGUUACAUCAACGGGACUCGCGUGUCGCUCGGCAAUCUCAACGACUUUCUGAGCACUUCGUGCAUCACGAAUCUGAGCUUUCUGGGAAGUCCCGAGGACGGUCGCCCAGACAGAUUGAAUCCACAGGUGCAACAGUACUUGGACGAACACCUGAUGAAAGCUUUCCCGCUACGCACGAGUUUAUUGGACAAGCCACCGACCAACAGCGGCCGCAAUCUUAGACGGCGAAUGUCCGUGAAGGGUGCCAUCAAGAAAACUCGAUCGAUCGCCGUGGAACCGGUGGAAAUCCCGAUUGUACUUCAAGAACCGGAGAUCCUGGGAAUGGCUGGCGAGGAUCGCAGACCGUCAGCGGUACUUUCGUCGAAUCCCUUCAUCAAGGUGACCGACACGUCUUUGAGUCCCGCGUCGAGCGGUACCGACAUACCGGAAGUACGCACGCCUUCGCCCACCGAGGACCUGGUGGCAACGGUGCCAGCCUGGAGACCUCAUUCGCCGAAAUUCGGCAGAACGCGCGUAAACUCGGAGACGCAGUACGCCGACACCGAGGUGGAGGAGCUAAUGGCCAUGCUGCGAGAAACCGAGAGCCUGGAGGAGCAGGGCGAUAUCCUGCAGUACCUGGUGGACUCGCAGGGACUGCAUUACAACACGGGCAUGCUGGAAGCCGGUCACCCGGUUCUGGUCAAGGACCUGCUGAAGGGCCUCUACGAAAAAGCCUGCCAGCAAAAGAUGUGGGGCAUCGUUCGCCACGUGGCUGGCAUGCUAGGCAAGCGAGUGGAGGAUCUGGCCAAAGCCGUCACCGACUUGCUCGUGCGUCAGAAGCAAGUGACGGUGGGCAUGCCGCCAGCCAACGAGCACACUAUCGUCGCGCCGCUACCGGAAAACGAGCUGCGCUCCCUCAUCCAUCAGGCCUACGGCGACGACGAGUCCACGGCCAUGCUCACGCAGGAGCUGCUCGUCUACUUGGCGAUGUUCAUUCGCACCGAGCCGCAACUCUUUCACGAGAUGUUGCGCUUGAGAGUCGGUCUCAUCAUUCAGGUGAUGGCCACCGAACUUUCGCGUACUCUCAUCUGUAGCGGCGAAGAGGCUUCCGAACAUCUACUCAACUUGUCGCCCUUCGAGAUGAAAAACCUCCUACACCAUAUCAUGAGCGGCAAAGAGUUUGCUAUCAGCAGCGUUGGCCGUGGCAACUUCUCCGUUGUCAGCUGUAAGUCUAGUCGAGUCAGCAAGAAAUCGCAGAUCGGUGGCUUGUUAAGUGCCGACAAAGACACUGCCGAAACACUGGAACCCGAUAGGCAAGGUCAAUGGCUCAGGAGGCGAAGACUCGACGGGGCACUAAACCGCGUGCCACGAGACUUUUAUCCCCAAGUUUGGCACGUUCUUGAGAGAUGCCAAGGAUUAGCCAUCGAAGGUAGAAUACUCGCGCAAAAUCUCACUCAAGAGAUGACUCCGGGAGAACUGAAAUUUGCACUAGCCGUGGAAACAGUCUUGAAUACUAUUCCACAGCCGGAAUAUCGUCAAUUAGUCGUCGAAGCUCUAAUGGUCUUGACCCUCGUCAUCGAGCACAACGUCGCAUCGACUCUGGGUGGUCUCAUAGCUGUCGAACAUCUAGUACAUAAAGCCAACUCUAUAUUUUUAGAAGACCAAAUGAAAGUUGACGGGGACGCAACGCUCUGCUGUGCCAAAUCUAAAGAUCAACGAGAAACAACUGCAAUGGGUGGUCUUCUUUGCGGAGGAGCUGCUUAUAUUUGUCAACAUUUUUAUGAUUCUGCGCCCAGCGGUAGUUUUGGUACAAUGACUUACAUUACUAGAGCCGUCGCUAGUUUGUUAAGUUGUCUACCCAAGGAAGGCGAUAUAGAGUGUACAAUAUCUUAA